UUCAAUUUUUAUUUCCCACAUUGAGUCGUUCUCGUCAAAACUUUCAAAAAUCAUCUAAGGCCCAUAAUAUCAUUCAGGGUUUAAACUAAGGAUCAACAAAACUUCGUUCAAAUUUGAUCCAUAGAUUAAACUACUUUCGUAAUAUCAAUACAAAAACAAACAGAGAUCAGCUGAACUGUGACAAUGUUAUGACGUGUGGCAACAUUUUGUGAUCCGUUCAUUCUUUUCAAUCUUUUAACAAUCCCAAGCUAAAAUUACACAUCUGUAUUUGACAGUUGCAUCGUUUUUCCAAAUAAAAUUCAAUGAUUCGUUAUGUCCGUCGAAAAUAAAACACGCGUUCCCAAUUUUUCAAAAUCGGAAACAGAAUUGCUCACAAGCUUGGUGAGACAAUAUAGCCAUAUAUUGGAAAAUAAAAAAAGUGAUAUGACAAAUAAUCAGCUGAAGGAGCAAACUUGGUCAAAGCUGGCCAAAGAAUUCAACAGUUUGUCGUCAUUUGUGUUCAGAAGUGACAAGACUCUUCGCGCAAAGUAUGACAAUAUAAAAAAGAGGGCCAAGACCAAAUAUAGUACGUUUCGGAGAAGUUUGUAUGGAACAGGGGGUGGACCAUCCGCUGAAAUUAAUUUCAGUCAAGAAGAGGAAGUGGUAAUGGAGUUAUCUGGGACUAGUGUGAUGGGAUUACCAUCUCGCAAUGACUGUGAUGAGAUAGUAAUAACAAAGGAAACAAAGGAAAAAUAUGCCGAGACCAGCCAAGACACAGCACUUCCGGCAAAAAAUAAUCAAAAUAUACUGAUUGAUGAAAAAAUUAUUGAAUCAGAAACCCCAAAGAGCAGUAAUUUUCUAUUAAAGAGAAAAAUAUCUACACCCCUCACCAAAAAGAAUCCAGAAGUGUUCAAUAAAACAAUGAACAAUUAUAGUGCCUUGGCCAAUAAAAAAAUUAAAUUACUGGACGCACAAAUUGACAAUUUAAAUAAAAAACAAGAACAAGAAGUAAAGGAGCAUGAACUGAGAUGUACACUUCUACAAUUAGAAAUUGACAUUAAAAAAAAAGUACUCGAUAGUUUUAAUUAAUUGAUAAAAUGCGUUGUAAUUAAAUAUAUAUGUAAUUGUAAAUUGUUGUAACUGUGUAAUUAAAUGUAAUAAAAAAAGAUGAGGUUGUUUUCAUUUCAUAUUAAAAAUUGGUUUUAUUAAACAUAUAAAGGACAAUAGUUCAAAUAUAGUAGUAAAUUUACUUUAUAUUUUGAUUUUCCUUUUUUUAAAAGGAAUUCAGCUAUUGUAAACUGCUAAAGUAAUUGUCAAUUAACAUUUGCCUUCUAUAACUAUUGUUGCUGUAAUUGCUGCUGAGGGUGGUAUCUUGGUUGUUAUCACUGCCAGUUACAUCAAUGAUAUUUUCUAAGUUAACAUCUAAGUUAGGCAUGACAUCAUUAUGCUUGAUACACAAGUUGUGUAAAAUGGCUGUUGCAACAAUGAUAUCUUGUACCAGUUCAACUUUGGUCUUAAUUCCCAAUGACAAAACUGGAAACCGUCUCUUCCAUAUGCCAAAUGCCCUCUCUAUACAAUUCCGAGUUCGUAUAUGAGACUCAUUGUAUAGUUUCUCAGCUUCUGUGACAGGAUUUUGUAGAGGUGUCAAUAGAUAUUUUUUGUUCGGAUAUCCAGCAUCACCGAGAAGAACUAGUUGGCCCAUCUGACCUGAUUCAAAAAUAGCACAGAGUCUGCUAUUUUGAAAAAUGGUACUGCCAUGGCUUGCCCCCGGCCAUCUAGCCACAAUAUUCGAAAAUUUCAAGUCUGAAUUGCAAACUGCCUGAGUAUUUAAGGAAAAAUAGCCUUUCCUAUUCCUAAAACACUCUGCAUUUUGUCCACCUGGUGAUUGAAUCCGUAUAUGAGUACAAUCAAGGGCUCCAUACACUAGAGGAAACCUAGCCAUAUUGUAGAAUCCAUUCUGAUGUUUCCUUUUGUCUUCUUCAGAAUCUUGCAGCAUUAUAUAUCGGCAUCGUCUUGAUGCAAUCGCUUCGGUAACUUUUUUAAUAGCUUUUCCUGCUGUCGUUUGGUGAACACCACUGAAAUCGCCAACAGUAAUUUGCAUGCAUCCAGUAGCAUAAUAACGCAAGGUUAAUAAUAACUGGUUACACGCUGACAAUGCAUGAUUCCUGCAAUAAAAAAGUACCUAAUAACAUUACAGUACAAAUAAACAUUAGGUAAUAUAUACUCAAUACUAUAUAUUUAAUGGGUACUUUAAAAAAAGUCCUGUAAAUAAAGUCCGCCUUACCGAUUUGUGGGGUGUGAUAUGUCAUUAGCAAUUUCUUCUAAAAUCGUAAAAGCUGUAUUCUUAGAUACACGAAAACGACGUAUAAACUCCGUAUCGUCCCACUUAACGAAAUUGUUUUCUCUUGGUCUGACUAGAUAAGG
Bombyx mori (domestic silkworm) is the source of this 2403-nucleotide messenger RNA. RefSeq names its product myb/SANT-like DNA-binding domain-containing protein 3. The record is from RefSeq and is a predicted model, not a curated record. NCBI's taxonomy places the organism in Eukaryota, Metazoa, Arthropoda, Insecta, Lepidoptera, Bombycidae. Bases 313 to 1068 code for a protein of 251 amino acids. The transcript has 3 exons.